AAACGAUUGUAAGUAAACGUUGCCUGUGGCGACUAAUCGACACCCGAGAAAGAGAUAAGCAGCCUGUCUGACAUCAAUUUCGAGCCCAAUUUCGAUAAUAUAGGCUGGUGGGCAAGGAAAAAUUGUGGUAAGAUGGCGGCAAUCCUAACAGAGCAGGCCAUACCUGCUACAGCAACUCUUGCCAGUCGAGAAAUCCCACCAGAUGCACCUGCUCCUGUUGUAAAUCCAAAUCCUGACAUGGAAAUCACAUACACAGGAAACACUGGCAAUGAUAUGGGGAUAUCUACUUUGGGCUUUCGAUCGGCAAAGUAUAAUCCUUCUGAAUGGCAUGAGUCUAAUUAUGCAAAGUUUUACCAAUCCUUUGUUGAUCGUGACAAUGCUGAACGAGUGAUUCACGAAUCAAGGCGUACAGAGAAGGAAACUUUAGAAACAACUAACAAAACUCAAGCUGAGGCCACAAAAAAGCUUGCAGAGAGCGCAAAGAAUAUUGAAUUUUGGAAGUAUGAGCUAAAUCGUGAAAUCUCUGUAAGUAAAAUUACAAUUUACUAUUAUAUUAUCUUUGAACUAGCUAAUCCAAUUGAAAGUUUACAAGUAGAAAGUAGUAUGGUACUUGCAAUAGCUUAAAAAAUAUGUAUAUUAUUUUUAUUAUUUGCACUUACAUCUUUGCUCUCUUUACCAUAUUUAAUUCAAAUUAAUAAGGAUAAAAAUACAAUAAGAUCAAACCAUUUCUUAAAUGUGUGAGGUCAUAAUUAAUUUUUUACAGGGAAAGAAAAAUACAAAUGCAAUGCAUGAUAUUUAAUUUUUUUUUUUUUUAAAUAACAGGAUGUAAUUGAUGAGACAGAUCUAUUGCUAGCUCAAAAGAAGCGCUUAGAAAAUGCUCUCAGAGCAACUGAGAUUCCCCUGCAUAUUGCUACAGAUAACUUGAACUGUCGCCAGAGGCGUCUGGGUGUUGAUUUGGUACAAGACGAUGUUGAAAUAUCUUUGUUGAAGGUAUGGUACAUCACAUAUAAAUACAUAUUUAACAAAUUAAAAUUAUUCAUAUGACAUUGUAGCCUUAUAAUAUAGGCAUUAGAAAGCAAAUUAUUGAAGGUCAUAAAAAUCCUAAAGGCUUUGCUCUUCUAUAACAGGAAGUUGAAAUUAUCAACAAUGUUCAAGAUCUUUUGAAAAAUACAAUCAACCAGUGUGAAAAACAAAUCAGGUAAAAAUUAUAUGUCACUGUCUACCUCAUUGAAAGUGGAUCCUCUAAAAAUUAUUUUUGUUGAAAUUUAAAAUAUAAAAAUCAUUUAACCAUUGUUUGAAAACUAAGCCAGUUCUACAAACCUAAUUGGUACCUACAAAUUAAAUGUAAUAAUCUUUAAGUCUUUAACAACUGAAAGUAAAUUAAAUUAUUCAAUUAAUAAUAUUAAAGACUUUGUCAAGUCAAUAAAAUAUCUACACUUUAAGUCCAACAUUUUGAUGAAAUAUUUACAUGCAAAUUUUGUUUGUAAAUUAUAUUUUGAAUUAAAAAAAAAAAAAUCUGAAGACUAACAAUGUUUCUGUACUGACAAUAUUUACAGAAUAAUAAUAUCCACCCUCUCAAUUCCAUCUCUUGAAAACUAAUUUUUUAAGCAGUUAUUUAGUACAAUAAUACAACAUGAACUAGAAUAUUUGAUAACCAACUUACCUGCCUUAAAAUUUUGUUAUUAUUUUUUUUUCAGACUAAACCGGGAUGCUAAACAAAAUUUGGAGAUGGACUGGAGUGAUAAAAAGGAGGCUUUGGAAAUAGAGACAAAAAGUGGAUCCCUGCGCAAUCAUCACACAAACAAACAAUUCCAUGAUGGUGCUGCAAAAUUUGAAGAGAUGUAAACACUUUAAUUAGUGGUCUAAAAAAUUUAGUUAAUUUAGACAGUUUAAGACAAAUCACCCAUUUGUUAUUGAGCUACUCCUUUCAAAUGUUUUGGUUUAACAAUGGUUGAUUCAACUAUAUAUCUUUAUGCACAGCUAAGCAUCUGAAAUAUGUGGUUGCUCUGUUGUAAAAUAUUAUUAUUAAUCAGCUAUUAACAAUUAGUUGAUAUUGAAAGUUGGGAUAAAAUGUUAAUAUGAUUUUAUAGAUUUUACAAUAUUGGGAGAAAAAUAUACAAGCAGAGUGGUCUGUCCAAACAUGAUGAAAGUUUUCUUUGCACCUGUUUGGACAAUUAUAGUGAUGUAUUUUAUAGGGUAUUACAACUUUACCAAUAUAGAUAUCAUUAGUAAAGUUCAUUUUUAUUCAAUCAGUCAAUCAACACCCGAAUCCUGGGCUCAGUUUACUCAUGACAAUAUUGCAAGAGCAGAACAUGAACGUAUGGCUAGCAUUCAGUUGCGUACACUGGUGGACAAUGUACUUGAAGACACAUCAAGGGACAUGCGAGAGCAAGCCGACCAAGUAGAUGUCAAUUUUACUAAGAGAAUCACAGAAAUGGAGGAUGCCAAGACAAAACUAGAAGAAAAUCUGACAAAAGUAAGUUAUUUAUUAAGAGAAUGAAAUAAAUAACAUGGAAAUAUCCUUCCAAAUUAAAAGAAUGGUUUUUGAAAAUAUAGAUUUUUUUUGUGACAUUAGUAAAUUGAAACUAAGACUAAUUGUUCAUUUAAUUUUAUUGAUAAUUUUCUAUUCUUGAACAUAAAAUUUAGAAUCAGCUGCUUAAUUAAGCUGAAUUUCUCUGGUUUCUUUUAGUACUUUUAAAAUAAGUAUAUUUAAAUAAUGUUAAUUACUACACUAAAAAAAUCAACCUCAGCUAUAGUUACUUAACAGUGUAGCCACACAAUUUCUAUGAUCAGGUGGUAAAACAGGUUAAAGACCAGGAAAAGAAUAUUGGUGAAUUGCAACAGGCCAUCAGGGACAAAGAAGAUCCUCUUAAGGUUGCACAAACCCGAUUAUACAAUCGUACGUACAGGCCAGGAGUGGAGUUGUGUCGUGACCCUGCCCAAUAUCAGUAAGUACAUACUAUGAACUCCUUGCAAUUAAAAUUAAAUGUUUAGUGAAAUAAAUAAAAAUCUCAAAUUGAAAAAAAAAAAAAAAAAAGAAUUUAAAUUAAAAACAGCCAUCAAAUAAAAUUGAAUUUAUAUUCUUCUUUUUGAAACCCCCACAUAAAGAUUAUUUGUGUCUUGAAAAAUUAAAUGUUUAGUAAAAAAAAAAAAAAACUCAAAAUGAAAAAAAAAAAAAAAAAAAGAAUUUAAAUUAAAAACAGCCAUCAAAUAAAAUUGAAUUUAUAUUCUUCUUUUUGAAACCCCCACAUAAAGAUUAUUUGUGUCUUGUUUUAGUAAAAUAACUUUAUCCGGACAUUUUCUUUUCAAGUUUAGUGGGGGUUUUCUCUCUCUUCCCCCCCCCCCCACCCCCUCCCAUAUUUCUAAAAUCUUUUACUUUCCUUAGAUACAGUAAAACAUUAUUUAUUGAUUUCUUCACUACAGUCUGGUUGGUGAGGUUAAUGAGAUCAAUCAGUCCAUUGAUGCACUGAAGAUGAAGCUAAAUGAUGCCCAGAAUUCACUGAAAGAUCUUCAAGACAACAGAAUGGCUUUGGAGAAAGAAAUUGCGAUCAAGAAGAACAGUAUCUUUAUUGAUCGUGAUAAAUGCUUGACGGUCAGGAAUCGAUUCCCUUCUCGCACCAAACUUCAAGGCUAUCAGUAACAAUUUGAUAAAUUCUUUGUGAGAUUUUGUAAUUGACAUUUAAAAUUUGCUACAUAUAUUAAAUAUUUCUUUUUUAAGCUGAACAAAUUGGGUUAGCUGACAGGAUUGUGUACAAUUUUAAGUUAUUUUACAACUUCACAAUGAACUUACUGCAAGUCAUUUUAAAAUCUCUUUACCGGUAUUAAAUUAUAUGCUAUUGCUAGCAUGGCUUUUGACUUUAUUAUCCUGUACCUUGUUACAAUAGAAGUUUAUUUUUUUGUAAGAUGCACCAAAGAGUAGUGUCUGUUGCAAUAGAUUGGUUAUACCAGUAGAUCAAUUCUAAGCAUUAUUUAAUAUUGACAUUAACAUUUUCUUGGUUGAUAAAGUGAAAUAUAUUUGGUUAUAGAAACUAUCAAAUCAUUUUAAAAUCGGCAAAUACAACUAUUAUCUAUUUUCUUCUGACUGUACAGUUAAAGACUUUUUAAGCUAAUGUAAAUAAGAGUAUUCUCUUCACAUUUCUUCAUGAUACUUCAUCUAUCCUAAUUUCUAUACCUCUAAUAUUCAUUUACAACUUUUGCUUUGUAAAUUGGAACACAUCAACAUCCAUCAUUUUGUCAGCAUUAUCAAGGUCUUAUUUGUACAGAAGCCAUCACUUUAAUGCUCUUUAAUUUUCAUGGAAGAAAUCAUUACAGGAUCUACUAGGAAGUACUAUAAGGUUUUUUUAAUGCUGGGAAAAUGAGAUGUUUGAACUAUUUCAGUAUUAUAACUGUUGUCUUUAGUGGCUUGUAAGUUUUAUCUGGUCUUGGCAAUUUUUUUAAACUUGAGAUUCAAAAAUUUGAGAAUGUAUCAUCUUGAACAAUGUUUUAAACCUAAAAUAUGACAGUAAGUUCUAUCAAAAUUUGUUUAAGUAUAAUACACAUUCACUGCAUUACUGCAUUAUAUAUUUUCUAAUAAAAAUGUUCUGAGAAAGUAUGAGUAAAACUUAAGGCAAUAAACUUAAUUUAUACUUGCAAUAGACAUUCGUUUUGUUACUCUAGGGAGAAUUCCAAUAAACACCUGAUUUGAGACUACACUAGAAAAGAUGAAUGUCUGAUUAUAGAUUGGAAUCUAUAUAAAUUAAUUCAACUUUUACUAUAUAUGUUGUUACAUGCAAAAUUAUCUAAAAAGAUUUUUAAAAUGGUUAAAGUACCACCCUCUUAAUUGAAAAUUACAUUAAUUUGUUUAAAAUGUUCAUUCACUACCGGUACUUAAGAUGUAAACCCUUGCUAAUAACAUUUUAUAAUUAAAUUUUACAAUUUUGCCUUAAUUGGGAUAUCCAAUAAAUUUGAGUCAAAUAUGGUGCAUUUUUUUGCAAUGUUCUUCAUGCAAGGUUUUUAACUUUAACUGAAUGUUAGUGUUAGCAUUAGUGCUCUACAAUCUUGGGAAGUCAGUUUUUCAUGGUAGAGUGCUCUGGGAAUUCCAUAGAAUUUAGAAAUGCUUCAAGAUCAAUCAGAUCAGAUAGUUACUUUUAUCACUAGUGAUAGUGAAAUUGUUUUGAUUAAUUCAGCGUUAACCUUAUUGUAGUACUGGGUAAUUGGUUGUAAGUGUAAAUGGUGAGAUGUCAGUAAUUUUGUAGUUUGUGAUUUUUUUUUAAUGAUUGUGUUCCUGAUGUUGUAUAGGGUAGAAGAAACGCGUUUUGAACAUGGGAAAUGCGCGUAUCAGGAGAUCCACAUUCAUGUUUUUCCUAUAUGGACUACUGUUGUUAUGAACGUUUAAGGAAAGAUUUUUUUAUUGGUGCACAGAAAUGAACUUCUUUCCUGUGAGCAAAAUAACUUUGCUCAUUACAUGAGAACAUUGUGUUAUUUACUUGAAAUCUGAAGC
This is a messenger RNA of Lymnaea stagnalis (great pond snail), 5479 nucleotides long. Lineage: Eukaryota; Metazoa; Mollusca; Gastropoda; Lymnaeidae. The record is from the annotation of a GenBank genome assembly.